CAAACGGCUGCAAAAGACCAGAGAUCGAGAAUGGAAGAGCGACCGGGCUGGAGACCGUGUACAGACUUACAGACAUCGUUGUCUUCGAAUGCGAUUUUGGUUACGCCUUGAAGGGCUCUCAAGAGUCUCAGUGCCAGUUUGGGGGCACCUGGGACCCUCCUGUCCCCGUCUGUGAAAAAAUGCUACAGUGUCCUUCCCCUCCAAAUAUCAAAAACGGCCAGCAAGAGAGAAAGGAAGUGAAAGCGUUCAUCCCUGGAAUGUCAGUGAAGUACUACUGCGACCCCGGGUACGUGCUCACCGGGAAAACAACAGUUACGUGUUUGACAUCUGGAACCUGGAGCAUCCCUUACCCCCGGUGUGAAGUGAUCACUUGCACGAGCCCCGACGUCCAGAACGGAGCAGUGGCUGAAGGACAGAGCGCUGUGUACCGUCCCGGGGCCAACGUCACCUUCCAGUGCCAGCCGGGCUACGUGCUGCGGGGGAAAAAGUGUGAGCAUCCAGGAGAACUGGAGAACGGCAGAGUUAUCGUGACAACAGAUCUCUUCUUCGGGUCAACAGUGAAUUACACCUGCAACGAAGGGCACAGACUGGUUGGAGCAUCCCAGCGGCACUGUGUGAUUUCGAGCUCGGGGACGCGAGUGAGGUGGAGUGAUGAUCUUCCCGUCUGCCAGAGAAUCGCCUGCGAUCCACCUCCGGACAUCCCCCAUGGGAGACACAGCGGGCACUCCAUGGACACCUUCUCCUACGCGGACGUGGUCACCUACACCUGCGAGCCCGGGCACCCGCUGGCUGGAGCUGCCUCCAUCUUCUUGCCGCAGUGCUCUCACCCUCCAGCCGUUGCCAAUGGAAAGCACAGUGGCCAGGCCACGGCCGUCUUCACCAGCGGCAUGUCCGUGAGCUACGCCUGCGAUCCUGGCUACGUUCUUGUUGGAGAGGCACAGCUUAACUGUACUUCUUCGGGAGCUUGGAGCGUCCCUGCCCCUCGGUGUGAAGGGAAGCUGUGUCCCUCCCCAUCGGCGAUUGAGCAUGGCCAGCACGACAACAAGGAUGUGAAAGUGUUCAUCCCCGGAACGUCUGUAAAUUACAGCUGUGACCCCGGCUAUUCUCUUAUUGGAAAAACAACUCUGUACUGUACGGUCAAUGGAACCUGGAGCAUCCCUUACCCCCGGUGUGAAGAUGGCUGUGGUGCACCUCCAAACUUAACCUUCGCUGAGCUAACUGAGGAACACAAAAACCGGACGGAGUUUCCUGUUGGGGACACCGUGCGAUACAACUGCCAGCCGGGAUACAUGAGACACCCCGGAGUACUCCUAACUCUGACAUGCCUCAAAAACCACACGUGGUCUGAAGCGCUAGCGUUCUGUAAAAGUGAAUAG
Messenger RNA from Opisthocomus hoazin, 1376 nucleotides. NCBI's taxonomy places the organism in Eukaryota, Metazoa, Chordata, Aves, Opisthocomiformes, Opisthocomidae. The record is from RefSeq and is a predicted model, not a curated record.